AUGGCUCCCUAUGUUACCUUGGUGCAAAAUCUUCAUACUGCCAUCACAAACUCUAUCAUAAAAGUCUAUUGUGUUCGUGUCUUUGGAGGUCUUCCUGAUGACAAUAAAGAUAUCAAUUUAGAAUGUGUUUUUCAUGAUUCAAAGUUUACAAUCUUUUGGUUCAUUAAUGACAUCUAUAACUUGGCAUAUAUCAUUGGUGUUAUCACUGCACCUGGAAGAGUUGUGAAGCAAAGUAGAUAUAGGUUGAUUGAAGUGAAAAUAAGUGAUGAGCACCAUAAUAAGAUAUUGUGUACAACUUGGGAUUCCAACGUGGAUUCUUAUUUGUCUCAAUUGAAAAAGGUUGAAGGGACUGUCCCUAUAAUCAUAGUGCAGUUUUGCAAGGCUAAUGUUUUCAGAGGGUCAGUGGAUCAAACUGGAGUGAAGCAUGGUAGGGAGCUUGAUGAUCUUGAUGUCAAGUCUAUUAGUGAUGUUGUCUGUUUGGAGGAUGGCUCUUAUUGGGUCUUUGGUAAAGUUGAAUCAAUUGAGCCUCAUUUUGGAGAGUGGUACUAUCUAGCAUGUAAAACCUGUGUUAAGAAAGUUAGAGUGUUGGAUGACAAGAAGUUUAGAUGUGAUUUUUGCAUCAAGAAUUAUGAUGAUGUUGUUAAAAGGUUCAGGUUUGUAGUCAACAUUGUUGAUGACACAAGUAAUGCAUCCCUUUUGUUGUGGGGUAGAGAAACUGUUCAAUUAAUUGGUAAAAGGGUGACUGACUUGAUUGGAAGCAAUAUGGAGAAUAAUGUUAUGAAAUAUAUUCCUAGGAAAAUUGAGGAGCUGCUUUUGGGUCAAGAGGUGUUGUUUAAGGUUCAAAGCAGGAAUAACAAGGAAUAUUAUCGUAGAUAUCCGUAUACGGUUAAAAAAAUUUGCAACAUCCCAGAUAUAGUUGAGAAACAUGUUCCUCUAAAUAUUGGAUCACAAGUUUUCAAUUCUGAUGUGAAGUUGUAUGAUUUACUCUUUGGUGUUGAUAUUGUAGAGGUGUCUGGUAAGGGCUUUGUCACACCUGAUUUAUCUGUGGUUACUAAGGCAAAUGAGAUUGAAUGGAUUGCUGAGGGAAGUGUGAAGAGGUGUUUGGAAGAUGAGUUUGAUAACUGUGAUGAUGUGUCUUUUGGAAAGAUCAAGAAGAAGAUGAAGAAAGUAAAUGUGAUUGAAGAAGAUGAUGAGGCUUCUGUCAGCUACAGUCGGGACAUCUCUCUUGGUGAUUAA
Molecule: messenger RNA, 1236 nt
Organism: Salvia splendens (bonfire salvia)
Lineage: Eukaryota; Viridiplantae; Streptophyta; Magnoliopsida; Lamiales; Lamiaceae
Exons: 8
Coding region: 1-1236 (411 amino acids)
Source: RefSeq, a predicted model, not a curated record